Messenger RNA from Exophiala oligosperma, 990 nucleotides. RefSeq lists its product as uncharacterized. The coding region runs from base 1 to 990 and encodes 329 amino acids. NCBI's taxonomy places the organism in Eukaryota, Fungi, Ascomycota, Eurotiomycetes, Chaetothyriales, Herpotrichiellaceae. The transcript has a single exon. The record is from RefSeq and is a predicted model, not a curated record.
AUGCCUUUGAUAAUUCCAGUCGACCAGCUUGCCUGUCGUGAACGCGGCCAGGAUCCCCCCGACACCAAUAGGGAUGAAAACCAGACCGAUCUGGAUGUCGUUGAACCCGUAUUCGUCCCUGAAUGCGGCCGAAGCUCCAGUCGAUAUCGCAUAAAAACAAGCAAGGUUCAAUCCGGUUGCCACCAGAAUGACCAACGACGCAGGAUCAAACAGAAUCCACAAGGUCGCCAAGGGGUUCGGAAAUCGGAAUCGAUAAUUCUUCCUCAACUCGGCCUGUUCGGCGGCGUCAAACACAAGUCCCCGUUUGGCUCUGCGCUUGUGCCUGAUCACGUCCGUCAACGACGUAUUGAGUGGCGGCGGAGGAAUGGACCCGUCUCCCACGAUCUUGCGACACGUUUCCGGGAGGAACAAGAACAACGGGACCGUAAAGACUCCCGAGAAGAUGAGCAGGAACCAGAACAGCCAAUGCCACUCCAGAUUCUGACUGAUCAAUCCGCCGAUGAUGGGACUCAGCGUUGGCCCGAGGAGACCCCCGAGAGACGCAAAGGCGAUGUAGGCGCCGCGCUGCUCCGACGUGAUUGUGUCCCCGACCAGUCCGUUGGCCAGCGCAAUCGUGCCACUGCUCCCGGCACUCUGCAGGCAUCGCAGCCCGAGAAGCGCGGCGUAGCUAUUCUGCAAGCCCAGUCCGAGGUUGGCGCAGAUGUAGAUGGUGAAGCACAACAUGUACGCAGGCCGUCUGCCCAUGUUGUCGGCGAAGCCGGCAAUCACCAUGGGCGCCAGUCCUUGCAAUAUCAAAUACGUCGUGACCGUGAGAUUGACCUCCGAGUUCGAAACGUGCAGCGCCUUUGCGAUCGUCCCCAACGCAGGGAAGUAUAUCGAACUCGUCAGUGGAGAAAAGAAUCCAGCCAGAGAACCCGCAAGGAUGAUGAUCCUCUUCUCAUUCGUGCUGAAGACGGAGUACGGUUUCUCUUGCGUGGUGUUUCGGCCUGA